AUGGUCCUUGAAAAUGGAAAAAUACCGGCCAUAGUUGAUCACUUGCGUGAUAAUUUCAGCGUAUUUGAAAGGGCUGCCAUCAUGCUCUAUCUCGGCGAACAUUAUGACCCAGAAGGCAAACUGUUAUCCAAGGAUUCCGAUCUGCGUAGCGAGACUAUCCAAUGGUUGAUGUUCCAAGUCGGUGGUUUGGAUCCGGUCAAGAAGUCACCUACCGAUUAA
Messenger RNA from Paraglomus occultum, 219 nucleotides. NCBI's taxonomy places the organism in Eukaryota, Fungi, Glomeromycota, Glomeromycetes, Paraglomerales, Paraglomeraceae. The record is from the annotation of a GenBank genome assembly.